Leptosia nina is the source of this 2073-nucleotide messenger RNA. NCBI's taxonomy places the organism in Eukaryota, Metazoa, Arthropoda, Insecta, Lepidoptera, Pieridae. The record is from the annotation of a GenBank genome assembly.
AUGGAAAGCAAGUUACUUAUCAACAAUCUUGGGAGCAUGAAGGUGACGAUCACACCAGCUCAGCACAAGACCCUGACGCACCUACCCAAACGACCCCCAGUGGAUUUAGCUUUCACGGACCUCACUUACAAGGUGCAAGAAGGAAGAAAAAGCAAUGUUAAAACAAUCCUCAAGUCGGUAUCAGGGAGACUUCGAUCCGGGGAGUUGACGGCCAUUAUGGGUCCAUCUGGCGCUGGAAAGUCCACUCUCCUCAACAUCCUUACUGGAUACAAAACCUCGGGCAUGGAAGGCAGCAUCACAGUCAACGGAAUGGAGCGAAAUCUGUCCAGCUUCCGCAAGCUCUCAUGUUACAUCAUGCAAGAUAACCAGCUGCACGGAAACUUGACUGUGGAGGAGGCCAUGAAAGUGGCGACUUCCUUGAAGCUCCCGAGUGCUACCACCAAGGAGGAUAAGGAGGAAGUGAUCCAAGAAAUCCUGGAAACCCUGGGUCUAUCUGAGCAUCUCAAGACCAUGACUUCUAAUCUCUCGGGUGGUCAGAAGAAGCGUUUAUCCAUAGCCCUGGAGCUGGUCAACAAUCCACCGAUUAUGUUCUUCGAUGAGCCGACAUCUGGUCUAGAUAGUUCUUCCUGCUUCCAAUGCAUCUCUUUGCUGAAGACGCUGGCCCGGGGUGGAAGGACCAUUAUUUGUACCAUUCACCAGCCUUCUGCUCGUCUUUUUGAGAUGUUCGACCACUUGUACACGCUGGCUGAUGGUCAGUGUGUGUACCAGGGCAGCACUGGACGACUGGUGGAAUGGCUUGGCAGUCUAAGCCUGCAGUGUCCCUCGUACCACAAUCCAGCUUCCUUCAUCAUCGAAGUCUCGUGUGGGGAGUAUGGGGACAACACUAGCAAGUUGGUGCGGGCUAUCGAUAAUGGAAAAAACGAUAUUAGAAAUGGUGCACCUUUCCCUAAAAUGGCGAACUACAACAAUCAGAAAGACUUGGAGAUGUCUUUGAAAUCUGAGUGGAACAAGAACGACGCGUCCCAGAUACAGGAAAAGUUUGGGGACAUUCCGAAUGGGGCCAACGGGACCAAUGGGACGAACGGUACAAACCUACAGAAUGGGUUGCUGCAGUUUGCUGCUAAUGAGAUUUCCAAGGGGAAAGCUGAGCCAUUAGUUGUUCAGAUGGAUACAGAAAAGCAAGACAACGCCGAAGUGGCAUUACUAGGUACGGAAGCCUCGCCGCGUCGUUACGCGACCUCCGAAGGGAAACAGUUCUGGGUGGUGCUCAAACGAACUCUACUCUUCAGUAGACGUGAUUGGACGCUCAUGUACCUCCGUCUCUUCGCCCACAUCCUCGUCGGCUUACUCAUCGGCGCCCUCUACUACGACAUCGGCAACGACGGAUCCAAAGUGCUCUCUAACCUCGGUUUCCUCUUCUUCAACAUGUUGUUCCUCAUGUACACGUCUAUGACCAUCACCAUAUUGAGUUUUCCGCUGGAGAUGCCGGUGCUUGUGAAAGAGCACUUUAAUAGAUGGUACUCGCUGCGCUCCUAUUAUUUAGCUAUCACCGUCUCAGAUAUUCCUUUCCAGGCGAUCUUCUGCAUCAUCUACGUGGUGAUCGUGUAUCUGCUGACGUCACAGCCUCUCGAGUGGUUCCGAUUCUCCAUGUUCCUCUCCUCGUGUCUGCUCAUCUCCUUCGUGGCUCAGAGCGUGGGACUGGUAGUCGGUGCCGCUAUGAAUGUACAGAACGGUGUCUUCCUCGCGCCAGUGAUGUCUGUGCCGUUCCUGUUGUUCAGCGGUUUCUUCGUCUCGUUCAACGCUAUACCGGUCUACUUGCGCUGGAUCACGUAUAUAUCGUACAUACGCUACGGUUUCGAAGGGACGGCCCUGGCGACGUACUCGUUCAAUAGGACUAACCUCGCUUGUCAUCAGGCCUACUGUCACUUCAAAAAACCCGAAACCACUCUCGAAGAACUGGACAUGACCGACGCCGACUUCACCCUGGAUAUCGCGGCGCUGUGCCUCAUCUUCCUCCUGCUCCGUAUCUCCGCGUUCCUGUUCCUCCGCUGGAAAUUGCGCUCGACGAGAUAA